AUGACACCCAGAAAAGCAGAAGAGGACUUCAAAAUUCCUAAGAGUGUUCUUCAUCGGCACAUCAAGUUGGGGAAAAAUAUCAAGAAACAUGGUGGACAGACUGUUUUGUUUUCAGGUGAGGAGAAAAUUCUUGUACAAAGGCUCGUGCUGUGUGCCUCUUGGGGCUAUCCGAUGGACUCCUAUGAUGUGCGACUGAUCGUUAAAGGAUACAUGGAUCGCCGAGGUGUCGAUGUGAAAAGAUUCAAAGGGAAUAUGCCUGGUGUAGAUUGGGCUGAGUCAUUUCUAAUGAGACAUAAAGACAAUUUAAGAGAACGAAUAAGCCAAAAUAUCAAUCGAGCACAAGCCACCGUCUCUCAACCUACAAUAAACUCGUAUUUCAACAAUUUAGCUGAGAGCUUAGAUGGUACACAUGCACCAAAUAUUGUGAACUACGAUGAAACAAACCUAACGGACGACCCGGGACGAAAAGAAGUCAUCACCAAACGAGGUACAAAAUAUCCAGAAAUAUCCACCUCUAAAGUAUCUACUUCUUUGAUAUACGCCGCCGCGGCUGAUGGUAUUCUUAUCCCUCCUUACAUUGUGUACAAGGCUGUUAACCUGUACGACACAUGGACAUUCGGUGGGCCAAAUGGUGCCCGAUACAACAGAAGUAAGUCGGGCUGGUUUGAUCUUCAAAGUUUCAGUGACUGGUUUACAACCAUAGCCUUACCUUAUCUGAAAAAACUGGCAGGAAAACAAGUUUUGAUUGGCGACACUCUAAAUUCACAUUUGUCCUUAGAAGUGAUAAAAACCUGUAAGGAGAACGAUAUAUCCUUCAUAUUUCUGCCACUAAAUUCGACACAGCUUUUUUAA
Messenger RNA from Octopus sinensis (East Asian common octopus), 852 nucleotides. RefSeq lists its product as uncharacterized. The record is from RefSeq and is a predicted model, not a curated record. The transcript has a single exon. The coding region runs from base 1 to 852 and encodes 283 amino acids. Gene Ontology annotation, cellular component: nucleus. Gene Ontology annotation, molecular function: DNA binding. NCBI's taxonomy places the organism in Eukaryota, Metazoa, Mollusca, Cephalopoda, Octopoda, Octopodidae.